GUCACUGCCGCAGUUAGCAUCAACAGACAACGAUAGUUACGAUAACAGUAAGAAGUUCUGUUUUCCGUUCCUUCACCUUCCUUGCCAUGCUGCUAUUUCCUCGGUAAUCCCUAAUUAUCUCGGAAAAUUUUGUAAACAUGGAUUUCGAUGACGAUUUAGAUGAUUUGGAGCAGUUUGUGCAAACUAAUUGCACUAAUCUGAACCGAGGCACGAGUAAAUCCGAUGACAACCUUCGUGGAAGGGUGUAUCGCUGCUUUAAUUCGAGCCCUAUACCAACGGAAUCUGGUUCUCUCUCGGGGGACUGCAGACCAGGAUCUCCUGCUUCCCAGCCGAAAUACCUAAUAACGAGUCGUACACGUAAGAAGAAGAAGAAAACAGUUCCUCCGCCACUGAGUCUGGAACGUGAAAAUAUCUGCUCAUCCGUUAAGAACGGUUUGUGGAAGCCAUCCAUUCAGGAGAGCAACGCUUUGCGCACUUUACAGGAUUCCUAUACUCGUUUAAUUCGAUUCAAGGAUUAUUACUUCGAUUAUUUCCCCAUUGAAAGAGCUGCUUCGCGGAAUCAGGACAUCGCUAAAAUUUUGAACACGACCCUAGAAAGAAUCUCACACUUGAAAGACAUUUUUAAGCCACGAAAUCGUUCCUGGUUUUAUGCUUAUCGCAGCCUAUGCUUGUGUGUCGACGGACAGCGGUCUGACGAAGCGUUUGGUGAACUUAAAAAGUCGGCCAAACAUCUUGCACAUUUUCCGCCAUUGUGGAUUGCCUUAGGAGAGCUUUUCUGGGAACGCAGUGAUUAUUUCUCCGCGGUGACAUGUUUCGAGAAAGCGGCUAUGCUUGAUCGUAGUGAUGUCGUUGCGGUGUUGAAAAUAUCCUGUGCAAUGCGUCUUCUACUUAAUUACGAAAAGAAUCAUACGGCAAAAUGUGAAAUGCUGUUGAGAAUGCUUAAGUUGGCCAAAGAAGCUGUCACUAGAGCACCAGAAAAUGGGGAGACCUGGUACAAUUUAGGAAACGCAUUGCUGGUGUUUUUCAACAUUAAAUCUCAACCGCGCCUUGUCUGUGAAUCGCUAAAUGCUUUUAAUAAAGCGUCUGCCUCUCCUUUGCUUUUCGGUCAAGCCGAGUUUCAUUACAAUUACGGCACAGCGAAUCUGCUUAAUGGGAACUAUCAGGAAGCUUUGUCGAUGUGGGAAAAGGCUUCCGUGCUGGACCCGACUUGGAACGAUCCUAAAAGCAAAAUGAAUGAUUUGCUGAAGUAUCUGUUCUUUAUUAGUGAACUGAUAUCUGGAAAAGACAGGAGUUUCCGAAGACGGGUGAAACAAUUGGCAGAUUCCGUUCCGGUCAAAAAUCUCAGCAGUUUGUUGAUUGAUGAGGGAUACCAGUCACACAAAGUCACUCCCAUCCGACAGCUUCACGUGGGAAAAAAUGUCCACGCUGUAGUUCAUGGCAAAAUUUAUUCGACAUCAUAUCAAACACCUGAUCCUUCAAGAUUGCUCUUUUUGAUCGACUCAUCCAGUGAUGCAAUCCCUGUGAUAAUUUAUAAUAUGGGAGUGGAGUUCAGUGGGGGCUCUAUUUCUGUUCCUGAUCCGGUAGUUCAUAAGGUCGAGGUUCACCAUAAGGCACAGACCAUUUGUUUUUCUUAUAUCCGAGUGGAUGAACCAUGGACGAUGUAUCAUAAUCUCAUAAAAGUUCCUCAUAGUAAAUGUGCUUCUACAGUAGUGCUUACUUCUGUGCCGCAGAAAAGUUAGAUCAUAAACAAAAUUGUACAGUAAGUACCAGUUAUUGAUUAAGAUUGGCUGAAUCCAGUACUUAGUACUUACCUGUUUAAGAUCAAUUUUUUAUUGCUUUUAUUCUUUUUUGUGGCUGCACGCAUGUGAUUGCUUGAAACGAGAGUGGAUUAAAGGUCUCA
Molecule: messenger RNA, 1900 nt
Organism: Paramacrobiotus metropolitanus
Lineage: Eukaryota; Metazoa; Tardigrada; Eutardigrada; Parachela; Macrobiotidae
Product: tetratricopeptide repeat protein 5-like
Molecular function (GO): protein binding
Source: RefSeq, a predicted model, not a curated record